Medioppia subpectinata is the source of this 711-nucleotide messenger RNA. The record is from the annotation of a GenBank genome assembly. Lineage: Eukaryota; Metazoa; Arthropoda; Arachnida; Sarcoptiformes; Oppiidae.
AUGUACGUGUUUAUUGCCAUAAACACCGAGGCAUUUCUGUUUGGAUCACCUAGUGCCGAGCAAUUUAGCACCAAGUUCAAUCUGUACACCCGCCGCAAUCCGCAACAUGCGCAAGUAAGCUCACAACCAGAGGGCACCGGUAGCCUGGCCAAUUUCAACAACACCCUGGUCACCAAGUUCAUUAUACACGGCUAUGGUGUGGCGCCGGCCGGUGCCAUGUCAUUGGAAACCAUGAAGGACGAGUUUCUGAAUGCCGGUGACUAUAAUGUGUUUAUUGUCGACUGGAGUGCAGGCAAUCAUUUAUUGUCAUAUGAGCAGACUAAAGCUAACAUAAAGUCGACUGUACCACGAGCAGUCACAAAGUUAAUUACCGAAUUACAGAGUAAAUCAGGGUUAGAUCUAAACAAGGUUCACAUUGUGGGCCACUCAUUGGGCGCACACAUCGCCGGUUUUACCGGCAAGGCUUUCAAUGGCAAGAUUGGUCGCAUUACUGGUUUGGACCCAGCAAGUCUUGGUUUUGAUGGUCAACCUUCAACAGAUAAACUUGCACCAUCUGAUGCUCAAUUUGUCGAUGCCAUACACACGGAUGCCGUACCGGUGAUAGGGCUGGGUAUACAUGAAAACUCCGGGCACAUUGACUUUUACCCCAAUGGCGGAACCACACACCAACCUGGUUGCAUUAUCAACAGAGUCACCUCGGUUAUUCAAAAU